Salvelinus namaycush (lake trout) is the source of this 1194-nucleotide messenger RNA. Its product is annotated as partitioning defective 6 homolog alpha-like. Gene Ontology annotation, biological process: regulation of cellular localization; centrosome cycle; establishment or maintenance of cell polarity. The transcript has 3 exons. Gene Ontology annotation, molecular function: protein kinase C binding. Gene Ontology annotation, cellular component: apical plasma membrane; nucleus; cell cortex. Lineage: Eukaryota; Metazoa; Chordata; Actinopteri; Salmoniformes; Salmonidae. The coding region runs from base 1 to 1194 and encodes 397 amino acids. The record is from RefSeq and is a predicted model, not a curated record.
AUGUCAAGGUACCAGAGGACCCCCUUGAAAAACACCGACAAUGUGGUCGAGGUCAAGAGCAAAUUUGAGGCUGAGUACAGACGUUUCGCUUUGAAGAAGAGCGGCACCUGUGGCUUUCAGGAGUUUUACCGGCUGCUGCAGACCGUUCACCACAUCCCCGGUGUGGAAGUGCUGCUGGGAUAUGCUGACAUCCAGGGUGACCUGCUGCCAAUCAACAAUGAUGACAACUUCUACAAAGCCCUCUCCUCAGCCAACCCACUGCUCAGGAUCAUCAUCCAGAAGAGAGAUGUGGAUGAGCCUGUGGUAUUUGCCACCAACUCCCUGCAGAGGAGGAAAAAAGGCCUGGCAGGGUUGCGCCCGGCACAGCAGAAAACCAAACCAGGCCUGAUGAUUGGCCUUCCCCAGGACUUCCGCCAGAUCUCCUCCAUCAUCGAUGUCGACAUCCUGCCCGAGACACACCGGCGUGUCCGCCUGCACAAGCACGGUACCCACAAGCCCCUGGGUUUCUAUAUUCGGGACGGGGUGAGCAUGCGGGUCACACCUCAUGGCGUGGAGAAGGUGCCUGGUGUCUUCAUCUCGCGGCUGGUGCGUGGAGGCCUGGCUGAGAGCACAGGCCUGCUGGGGGUCAACGAUGAGAUCCUGGAGGUCAACGGCAUUGAUGUGGCUGGCAAGUCUCUGGACCAGGUGACAGACAUGAUGGUGGCCAACAGCCACAACCUGAUCGUGACGGUGAAGCCGGCCAACCAGCGCAACAACGUGGUGCCCCGGGCAAGCAGGGUCUCGGCAGGGGGGAACAGCUCCUCUGGAUCCGUAGGCUCCGCAUUCUCCCAUGACUCAGCCCCCAGCACUGCCUCUCAGAGUGUCAGUCACCAUAGCAACAGUAACAGCGUGGCGGAGGGCGACAGCGACGAGGACGGAGAUGGAGACCUUAUCAUUGAGACUGACAGCCUGCCACCUUACCUGCCCCAUCGCUGUGUGUCCAACGGUAACGGCAGCCACAGAGAGUCUCCAUUGUCCUCGUCACUGGGGCAACGGCCCCUCCCCCAGAGCAUGUCCCUGCCCAGCAGCGGCUCUCUGUCAGACAGCAAGGCCUCCCUGAGCUCCCUGACCACCCCUACACACAACGGCAGCCCCACCAAGACCAGCAGCAGCCAGGAGAGCAUGAGAGAGGAUGGGAACAUCAUCACACUGUAA